Molecule: messenger RNA, 2598 nt
Organism: Hemicordylus capensis (graceful crag lizard)
Lineage: Eukaryota; Metazoa; Chordata; Lepidosauria; Squamata; Cordylidae
Gene: WDR73
Product: WD repeat domain 73
Exons: 8
Coding region: 261-1460 (399 amino acids)
Biological process (GO): cytoplasmic microtubule organization
Cellular component (GO): cytosol; spindle pole
Molecular function (GO): protein binding
Source: RefSeq, a predicted model, not a curated record
CCCUCACCUGCAGGGGCUGGCCCCCGGUGUUGGAAAACGCAACUGGGGUGACGUAAAAGCCCCUCUCCGAGUUCCAACGCCGCCCCGCCAGCGGCCACGCACGGGCUGUCUAGCCUUCUUCUUGGGUCUAUGGCAGGCUGGCGGCUUCCCGGCCCGGACACGUGACGAAGCGCUCACAUGACCGCCUCUCCUCGCCUUUCCCUUUCGCGGGACUCAGCGCGCGCCUCUUGCAGAGCUCGCGGGGGGCCAAACUAGCAAGGAUGCAGCAGCAGCAGCAGGAGGAAGAAGAGGAGGAAGAAGAGGCAGAGGCGUGGCUGCUGGACUCCUUGAGGCUUCACUGCUUCUGUCUGCUUAGAUACAAUGAUCUCCACGUGUUUGAGCUGCAGGAUCCUUCCAGAGUCAUUGAAUGGACCGGAGAAAAACGUAUCUGCGUCGCCGGAUAUGAUCACACAAGAAGGAAUGAGAUUAUCCAGUUGCUUUUGCCACAGAGGCUGUAUGUAAAAGAAAACCAGGGUUUAUGUCCGGAAAGAGAUUUUAAGGUGGAAUGCGGUGGAUUUUCCAAUCAGCCUGUGUACAGCCUCAAGCAUGUCCCAGAGACCAGUUUGCUGGUGACGAGCGGCCCCCGGGAGGAGUCCUUGCAGGUCUGGGGAGUGGCGCCGGAGGAGUCAGAUGUCAUCAAGCCCCUCGGCACCAUCCCUACUGCCAGAGGAGACCAACAGGCCUGGACGAGAAUCGCAACCACUUUCUCCAAGUCCGCUUGGGUCCUUCACGGGCUGACAGUCGGCAGCAUCCAGGUGACCGAGAUUGAAUCAAAGAAGACAGUCUUCACAGCAGCCUCCAGCAGCACCGAGGAGGUCUCCACGCUGGCGUUCCUGGACCCGAGCACCGUGCUGGCCUGCACGCCCAAAGGAGAGCUCUUCCUCGCCGACGUCAGGCAGCCCCGGGGCCUUCUGGGAGCUGCAGAGGGAGCCUGCGUCCCCCCGGCGCGGGGAGAGGAGAGGUGGUGUGCAGCAGCCGGGCCCGGCCCACAGACAUCCGGCGGGGAGAAGCCGCUGCUGGCCAGGCUCUCCUCUGGGGGCCGCAUCCUGCUGACGGAGAGCAGGAACCUGGCAAGCCCCGUGAGAGCGGCCGAGUGCUGCGUGCCCACGGCUGCUCCCCGCCGGGCAGAGUUCCUGUCCAUCUCUUUCGCCCCCCUGCUCAGAGACUGCGUGGCUGUGUCAGGUUUUGAUGGGACCGUCCACGUUUACGACCCCCACGACUGGGCUCCAUCUCCCCAGCAAGCCAGACCCCUCUUCGUCCACAAAGGGCACCUUUUCAGCAGCGAGGGUGCUGCUGCUGUAGACGCCCCCCUGGUUACCACCCACACCUGGCAUCCCGGCAAACCCCGGACGCUGCUCUCGGCAGCCAGUGAUGGGUCGCUGCAUGUUUGGGACUGGGCUGAGCCUCGCGGGGCCAGUUAGGGCUCCCUCCCAGCCCCGUCUCUGUUUCUACCUGUGAGCCUCUCACACACACACAGUCCUGUGCAUUAUUGCUGGGAUCACAACCCAGGUGGGGGUCCAAAUGUGCAAGAGAGACACAAUGAAGUGACAGAGACUUCCUGGUCCUUUGUGUUUUCUAAGAUUAAUAAACUAGAAUAAUUUAUUUGACAAAACACAGAAACGUCACAGAGAAUACCGUGGAGGAACCGAGAGGUCGAGGAACAGUACAAAGGAACCACGUUACAAAACGGAGCCCGCCGCCCAGUUUGGCUCGGGAAAGCUCGCCAAGGGGUCGCUGGGCUGCGGGCUCCCGCCCCUCUGUGGCGUUGCCUGCGGGGGCCCCCCCACCUGUGCUCUGCCCUGCCCCUCUCUCCGUAGGUCCCCAAGCCCAAACAAGUCCACCAACACAGAAGUGCAAAGUUUCCACAUACUGUACAUUAGCGCCUCAAACACAGCUAUGCAUGAAACAAGAGGCAAAGGAUGUGUGUCUUCUUGAGACCGGACCCAGCAGCUGCAUGGGCCCAGCGCUGGCUGCUCCUCAAGGGGGGAGGGAUCCAGCUUUCCGGGGGGGGGCACAGCGUGUUCCCACCAGUCUGUGAAAGUGGGACAGGUGAGCAGCACCAUGGCACAGAAAGCUUCACCUGCCCGUUUCUGCCUGACUGAGCACACCUGGGGUAAAGCCGAAUGCCAGCCCAGAGCGGAACAGGGCAAAACCCCAGAAUUGCCAUCCCCUCUUCCUGAUGCAAACCCAAAUCUCUCCACUUUGGAAAUGGAACCAUUCUGAGUCAUCCCUCAGCAGGGAAACAAGUAGCAAAGGAGCCGUUCUAGUGGGCUAACGGCUGCAAGUUUUUGUGUUGCACGGGGCUCUUCAGCCAAAAUACAGAAAUAUUUUAUUCUGAGGCACCAACAACACAAAUCAUCUUUUAUACUCCUUUUCUUUCUUUCUUUGAUGCUGUCAAGAGUCGAGUAAAUUUUAAGCUGCCUUACUGCUGAGUGCAAGAACGGAGUUAAGGUAUUUCUUUUAAAAUGAGGAAUUGGCUGCAUUGUGACCAUUAAUAUACAGAGGGGUUUUUUUUGUAUUUUCUUGACCCAUGGUUAAAACUAAAAAAGCACUUGCCUA